This is a messenger RNA of Eruca vesicaria subsp. sativa (arugula), 228 nucleotides long. Lineage: Eukaryota; Viridiplantae; Streptophyta; Magnoliopsida; Brassicales; Brassicaceae. The record is from the annotation of a GenBank genome assembly.
AUGGACGUGGUGGACGAUAAGGAACAGGGUGAUGCGGCAGAGGAAACGGGCCAAGCUGCAGGAGAUAAGUUGACAGAUCAGGGAAGUACCAAGGUGAGGAUUGCAAAGGCUCUUCUCUCUCUGCGCAAAAGAGCUACAACUAAACCUGGUGUUCGAUAUGGAGAUGGCAUCAAGCAAACUGAAGAUAAGGGUGCGUCACACCCGAAACCUGGUCACCAGAAAGAGUAA